This is a messenger RNA of Peronospora belbahrii, 822 nucleotides long. The record is from the annotation of a GenBank genome assembly. Lineage: Eukaryota; Oomycota; Peronosporomycetes; Peronosporales; Peronosporaceae.
AUGGCCAACAACACGAAGCAACCAGAUUGGCCCAUGGGUCCAUUACUAAGUGAUCGAAUGGCUGUCUUGUGUCUUAAAGCGGAGUAUAUUGGUAAUGAUAAUAUCAAUUUUAUGCACGGUAUUGAAUCUCUCAAUGCACGUUAUGAGGCAAUGCGACGCGUACGAGGGGACGGCAAUUGUUUCUUUCGUGGUUUUAUCUUUGCUCUAUGUGAACGUCUUUUGCCAUCAGUAGCAGGAAAGAAUGAGGAUUGUAAUGCAACAUUACGUCAUCGUAUUCAAUUCAAGAUUCAGCAGAGCAAGAAUGAACUCAUUGCGAUCGGAUAUAGUGACGUUGCCAUUGAUGCCUUUUGGGAAACAUUUGUGGAUUAUUUAGCUGCUAUGGAGACACGGUCUUAUGCUGAGUUAGUACGAGAUUUUCAGACAGAAGGUGGAGAAUCCGAGUAUCUUGUUUGGUAUAUGAGAUUACUGACAGCAGGCUAUAUGAAAAAAAGAGCCGAGCGAUUUCAACCCUUUAUUGACGGAUUAUAUCCAGGACAGACGGUAGCACAGUUCUGUGCUGCAGAGGUGGAGCCAAUGGGUAAGGAAUGUGAUCAACCACAGAUUGCAGCCUUGACAGAAGCUCUACAGGUUGGUGUGCAGAUUGAGUAUCUGGAUGGAAGUGCGGGACCUGGGGAGAAACUUCAAAGCUACGUGUGCUCGCCAACAAUUGAUGUGGCAAAUGAACACGAUGUUGAGAUCAUCACGCUUUUGUAUCGACCGGGGCAUUACGAUAUCUUGUAUCCGAGAGAUUCUGAACAAGACAAGGAGGAUGCUGCACACUAG